Messenger RNA from Neltuma alba, 1135 nucleotides. RefSeq lists its product as uncharacterized. Gene Ontology annotation, cellular component: membrane. The transcript has 9 exons. Bases 156 to 1127 code for a protein of 323 amino acids. The record is from RefSeq and is a predicted model, not a curated record. Lineage: Eukaryota; Viridiplantae; Streptophyta; Magnoliopsida; Fabales; Fabaceae.
GCUUCUCAUUCAUUUAUCUAUCUGCAACAGUUCAAAAGCUUGAUUCCUAUUUUUUUCCCUUCUCCGGUAGGCGAUUACCCUCUCAUUGGCGCCAACCUGUUUCGUGACGUUUGGUUGUUCCCCACCGCUUCCACAGUUCACAUAUUUCUAUCAGGAUGCAGCUGCGGAAUACCGCACAUGUGACCAACAUUAGUUAUUGGUUAAACUGGAGGGUCUUACUGUGUUCAGCUUCAGUUUUGCUUCCUAUGAUUAUUGCAUUGUUGAUCAUAUGGAAGCGUGAAGGUUCAAGGCAUUUGGCCCCUGCAAAAGGAGAUAACCAGCAGGACAGGAACCGGAUUUUAUGCGGUGAUGAAGCAUGGAAACCAUGCCUAAAAGGAAUUCAUCCUGUCUGUUUGCUAGUUUAUCGGGUUGCUGCAUUCGUUUUGCUUUUAGUGACAUUAGUGGCUAAAAUUCUCUCUAAUGGUGGUACCAUUUAUUUAUACUACACUCAGUGGACCUUUACUCUAGUUACCAUUUAUUUUGGGUGUGCAUCUAUGCUCUCUGUGUAUGGGUGUCAUCAGUUUCAAAAAUCAAGAAGCAGCACCUUUAAUUUUAGUUUUGCUGGAACAGAUGCAGAGCAAGGGUCAAGCGCACCUCUCUUGCAUCAGAAUUCUACAAAUCUAUCACAUGAAAAUCGAUUCAUAGGCAUUUUGAGUUAUAUUAUGGAAGUUCUAUUCCAGACAAAUGCAGGUGCAGUGAUGCUUACAGAUAGCGUAUAUUGGUGUGUUAUAUUCCCAUUUCUUACCAUCAGGGAUUACGAUUUAAGUUUUAUGACGGUGAAUAUGCAUACACUGAAUGUUGUUUUGCUUCUUGGAGACACAGCUUUGAAUUGCCUGCAACUGCCCUGGUUUCGGAUCUCUUUCUUUGUGCUAUGGACUGGUGCUUUCGUCAUUUUUCAGUGGAUUCUUCAUGCUUUUGUGUCAAUUUGGUGGCCAUAUCCAUUUCUUGAUUUGUCAUUACCCUACGCUCCAUUGUGGUACUUUGUGAUGGCAUUGAUGCAUAUUCCAUGUUAUGGCAUGUUUGUACUCAUUGUUGAUUUGAAACAUUAUUUUCUGUCAAAACGGUUCCCUUCCUCUCAUCAAUGCUAAGGAUUGAG